AUGGCGCCGGCGGCUAGAGGAUGUUGGGGGGUGGUGGUUGAGAAGGCGAGGAGGUGUGUAAGGACGGUGAUUUUCAUGGUGGCGAUGGUGGCGUCGCUCUUGGUAUCAUCGAUGCCGGUGCUUGUGGCUAUAGGGGACGUGGUGGUUCCUUUCGUUUUGGUAUCGAGUUUCACGUGCUUGACGUGCUAUGGAUUCAAAAGCCAUUUGCGGAGAUACUCUUUUAAAAGCUCCUUCACCGAUAUCCCUAUCGUUUCUCUUAUCAGAUCUUUCCUCAUCAUCUGUGUUUAUUCAAUGUGCGAUGCUCCAGCUCUAUCACACGGACCUUACCUUGGAACAGUGACGCUAUGUUCUGCUGUUUCAAUUAUGCUUCUUUCAAUUAAGACAUGUGUUUUCACCGUCAAUUCUCAAAUUGAAGCUGAAGCUUCAACUUCUUCAAUUUCAAGGCAGAAGCUUCAUCUGAAGAAGUCAUGGGGGAUGCCUGUCUUGUUUCUUUCGUCGGUAGUCUUUGCUCUUGGACACACUGUGGUUGCUUAUAGAACUAGCUGCAGAGCAAGGAGAAAGCUUAUGUUUCACCGAGUUGACCCCGAAGCUGUGCUUUCAUGUAAAAGCGUUUUCUCGGGCUAUCAGAAGGUUCCACGGUCUCCCACUCCCACAGCAGGAAGAACCCCAAAAAGUGACAGUGAAAUGAAGCGAAAGCCUUUCGGAACAACUCGUGAUGAAGGAGAACUUCCAGUCAGAUUACUUGCUGACCUUGACAGCCUGUUCAUUACGUGCCAGGGACUUACUGUCCACUACAAGCUCUGCUUCCCUGGUGCAUCCCCUCGGUACUUAUCCUCUACUCCCGUUCUUGAAUCUAGUUCUGGCUGCAGCUCACCCAAGCUGGUGGUGGGGAGGUUGAGACCUGAAAGGCAGCCAUUUAUUGCGGUAGAAAAAACCCAGCACGAUCUAUAUAGGAGUUAUAGCAAUCAAUUUUACAGCUCUUCACUGUAUGCUCCACUAUUGGAUGGUUCUCCUACUUCUGUUAUAUCCGAAGAAAUUCCUGUUCUGAACCUAGAUGAUGCUGUUCAGGAGGAUGGAACGUGUGAAUUGAACUCUGUGAUUCCUGUGCAAGACAUGGAGCAAAAUGGCCAGUUAGGUAUUGUUCUAGUUCAUGGAUUUGGAGGUGGAGUUUUCUCAUGGAGGCAUGUGAUGGGAGUGCUAUCUCAGCAGGUUGGCUGUGCAGUUGCUGCUUUUGAUCGGCCUGGUUGGGGGCUAACUUCUCGGCUACGCCGUAAAGAUUGGGAAGAUAAAGCACUGCCGAACCCUUACAAGCUUGAAACUCAGGUUGAUUUGCUUCUUUCUUUCUGUUCUGAGAUGGGGUUUACUUCAGUGGUACUUAUUGGUCAUGACGAUGGAGGCUUGCUUGCUUUAAAAGCCGCUCAGAGAAUUCAAGCAUCAAUGAAUUCUUUCAAUGUUACAAUUAAAGGAGUAGUAUUGCUAAAUGCUAGCUUGUCUAGAGAAGUGGUUCCUGCCUUUGCUAGGAUACUUCUGCGCACUUCUCUUGGAAAAAAGCACUUGGUUCGUCCUCUGCUGCGAACAGAAAUUAUUCAAGUGGUGAAUAGACGUGCAUGGUAUGAUGCUACCAAGCUAACAACAGAGAUUUUGAGUCUUUAUAAGGCACAGCUAUGCGUCGAAGGUUGGGAUGAAGCAGUCCAUGAGAUAGGUAAACUUUCAUGUGAGACAGUCCUUUCACCACAAGAUUCUGCAUCGUUGUUGAAGGCUGUAGAAGACAUGCCAGUGUUAGUCAUUGCUGGCGCUGAAGAUGCUCUUGUUCCACUUAAAUCUUCUCAAGCCAUGGCUUUAAAACUUGUAAAUUCUAGACUGGUUGCUAUAUCUGGAUGUGGCCAUCUUCCACAUGAGGAGUGUCCCAAUGCAUUACUGGCAGCUAUAUCACCGUUCAUAAGCAGACUCUCGUUGGAACCAGAUUUGGAAAACCAAUAA
Molecule: messenger RNA, 1980 nt
Organism: Dovyalis caffra
Lineage: Eukaryota; Viridiplantae; Streptophyta; Magnoliopsida; Malpighiales; Salicaceae
Source: the annotation of a GenBank genome assembly